GUAGAGAAGAGAAGAGAUGCACCCCAGCGCGCUUCACGAAUCAGCAGUUCAACACCGAGUUUUGCUGCUGAAGCUUUCAGCAUCAGACCUGACCCGUGCUGGUGCCGCACCGUGGGGACAUCUGAAUUUCUAACGUGGGCCCAUGGGGCCUACGGCCCAGAGCCCCAGCGUACCAAUAGCUUGGAGAUGGAAUUUGGCAAAGGCUAUAUAUUUCCUGGUCUAAACUUAGUUACUCCCUUGCCUUGAAUUCUUCCGGUUUCCACUGGUUGCAGUUAUUCCCGUUCCCGCCAGAGCCCAAAGGUGACAAAUACGUUUACUCACUAAUACAUGUUGUUUGGGUUUCCCUCCUGUGUCCUGACCAAAUCUGGAAUCUGGAUCCCUUAGCAGAGCGUUCGCUAGAAUCCAAUCGACACACAUUAACAUGGGUUCUUCAGAAUCCACUCUCUCAACUUCACAGUCGCAGGAGCCCGUCGACAAAAUCACCAUCGUUUCCGAGAGAGUAGAGGAUGUAGAUCCCCUCUUUGAACGCCUCAAAUCUCUCAAAAUCGCAACGCCGAUACUCACGUCUUCUCCUGUGAAAAACAGUUUGACUGAUAUUAUUAUGUGGAAGUCCUCAUCGUCUUCGGUUCCAGGUCCUGUACUCCUGCCGUUGUUGUUGUUGAGAAGGAGGUUUCUGUUGUGGUCGUUGUUCUUGACUUCUUGUCGUGGUACUUUAAAUCCUGAGGUGCUGUUGGAACUCUUCUCCAUAUACCAUGAUUGUAAGGCCAAAAAAAUCAGCCAGAGACAGGGGGAGAUGGAAAACAAAAUAGAAGUGGCCGAUGCUUUAGCUGUCAAAGUUCUUCAGCAUUUUAAUUUCUCAGUGUCAAUUAUGAGGACAACAGCAUAUCAUCUCUUUGAAGUUCAGCCGUUGCAGGUGGAGGUCGGAGAGUUGAAAGGAAGGCUGACCGAGGUAAUCAAUAGUUGUGAUGAGUUGUGCAAAAGAAUUGCUACAGAGGGUCCAGAGUCACUUAGAUCAUCUGUAAAGCCGUUUGCUGGAACAACUGACGUAGGAGCGACUAGUCGUGGCUAUGCUUUGCAAGAUGGCUCAAAAAGAAAAAUCCCUACUGCUUAACGCUGAACUAACCUGAUUGGAGUUUUUAUUUUUGUAAAUAAGUAUUCUUUUAUUGGAGACCGAGGGAAAGUCGGAUUACCUUUUCUUGUUUAUGUUUAUUUCCCCCUUUUUUCUCCUUUAGCCUUUAGGCUGUGCGUGGUUCGAAAGCAAAGGUAGGGAAAGGAAGGGAAAGAGAUGCAUUGAUACCCGGGGUCUUUGAGCCAAUUGGAUCUCUUUUUGGCUUUACAUUGCAUUUGAUUCGAUGAUAAAUGAGAGUAUGAGAUAAAGUGUACAUGGGUUGUUAAAAUUGAACUGUAAUUUUUGUAUUUUGGAAACUUUGUAGUUUGUACUAGAAAAGAAAGGAAAUGAAGUCACUCACUUCUAUGA
Messenger RNA from Nelumbo nucifera (sacred lotus), 1477 nucleotides. RefSeq lists its product as uncharacterized. The record is from RefSeq and is a predicted model, not a curated record. Lineage: Eukaryota; Viridiplantae; Streptophyta; Magnoliopsida; Proteales; Nelumbonaceae.